AUGCGACUAUUUGAAGGUUUACAAGAGUACGAACGCUUGAGCCCAUGGCCUGAGAGGAGUCCCAUUCUCAUUCAGCUAAAGCAUGGCAUCGACUUGAGGCUUGACGUCCCCAACUUUGGCGUUUCAACAACCAGUGAUGGCGAUGAUGAGUCUAGUUCGUCUUUGACUCGUGUGGUCCUUGCACACUCAGCCUUCAAGGCCGCCAUGGACCGGGGAGUGGCACCCAACGAUGGCUUCUUCAAGAGGUGCGCUGCCGAGGUCAAAGCCAUCAGUCUCUUCUUUCCAGACAUCAAGGCCGACGGACUCCGAAUUGCCUUCACAGCAUGGCUGGCGUUUGCUUGCGCAAUGGAUGACAUUUUGGAGACUUUGGAGAUGGGCGAUCGGGAGCCUGUUUUGUGUGAGACCAUUGAGGUGCUGACACAGGCCAUCGCUAGCACUCCGCCGAGAAUCCGAUCAUUCGCACAAGAGGCCAAGGACAAGCGAAUCCAAGCACUGGGAAGCGAGCUGUUUAGUCACUGCUCUCGCUACCUUUCAUCAGACAGCACACAAGCCUUUGUCAAAGCCGUGUGCGAGGUGUUGAAAGCCCAUAUCACAGAGGUUCACUUUCUUCAGGGUCGAUAUGGUGACAGUUUCCCAGAGUACCUUAGCAUCCGCAGUCGGACCAUCUCCCUGAACCCAUUCUUCGAGGUUAUCAAGACGGAGUAUUUGGUGCCGGCUGACUGGAAGCUCAACGACUCCUUCUUGAAGCUGCAAAACGAGGUUUCGAGAGUCGCUGGCCUGCAAAACGACCUCAUCGGACUGAUGCGAGACAUUGAUGAUGGCGAAGAACUCAACGCGGUCAUGAUCUUGAUGCGUGGCUUUCGAGGCCACAGCAAAGACCACAUCGACUACGGAAUUCUGGCCAGGUGUGUCGCCUUGGUCAAUGCCGAGCACAACCAGAGCUCUGCCCGGUGCUUCGAUUACAUGAGACAACUCCACCGAGAAGCUGAGGCCCUGGAAGGCUCCGAGAUCAAGAGGGUGGAAGCGGUUGCCCGGCACAUGAUCAUGAUGUGCGAGACACAUUUGAGAUGGUGCUCCUCCGCAAAGCGGUACAGGCUCGAGAUUGGUGUUAAUGGGGUCAUUCCAACUCCUUGUGGAUCGGACUCCAGUGCCUUGUCAUCGCCAACUCUGGAGCAACCGACCAUGAUUCGACCGUCCCAGCUUCAGCCGAUUCCGGAUGCGGUUAUGCCUGCACAGGAACUCGUUGUUCAUUCUGACGGCAUCUUUCACGGACUUCCAUCCUUCCCAGCCAGCCCGGACUGCCGCGGCUUGACGGCCCUCGUCACGGGGGCCACCGGGUUGUCCGGUUACAACAUGGUGAAAGUGCUCGCCGCAUCACCGCAACGCUGGAGCAAGAUCUACUGCCUCAGCUCUCGACCACCCCCGAGAAACUUCUUCCAAGACCUCGGUGAAGGUGCUAGCCGCGUCGAGCACUUGGCCAUUGACUUUCUGGACGACUCGUCGGAAAUCGCUCGACGGCUGAGGGAUGCGGUUCAGCAUGUGGACCACGUUUUCUACUUUUCCUACAAGCAGCCUGCGCCCAAGGGCGAUGUCUUGGAUUUGUGGGCCAACGCUGACGAGCUGGCGACUGCCAAUGUGGCGCUCUUCAACAACUUCGUCUUUGCCUUGCAACAGACUUCCCUCAAGCCGCGCCGAUUCAUGCUGCAGACCGGCUCCAAACAUUACGCCUUCUAUCUCGGCCCUGCAUCGCUCCCAGCCUUUGAGUCGGACCCGCGUGUCCUCCUGGACCGCAACUUCUACUACGAGCAGGAAGACACACUCGCGGCGUACUGCGAGUCCGUAGGCGCGGCAUGGAAUAUCGCACGCCCCUCGUACAUUGUUGGCGCCGUCCGUGACGGCACGCUCAACCACCUCAUUGGGUUCGGCAUCUACGCAGCGGUGCAAGCGCGCCUCGGUCAGCCCAUCGCUUUUCCGGGUGACUACCGAGCUUGGGACCGAGAGCAGGUCCAGAGCACCGGCAUGUUGAACGCCUACUUUGAAGAGUGGCUUGUUCUCACUGGGAAGACCGCCAAUGAGGCGUUUAACAUUCACGACGGCCUCUCCUUCACCUGGGGCCGGCUCUGGCCUUAUUUGGCGCAGUGGUAUGGGGCGGACUGGACUCCGCCUGAGGUCGACGCGGACCAGUAUCGGGUUAUGAACCUGCCCUCCCCAAAGACUCCACGCGGUUACGGCCCGCAAACCACCCUGCGCUCCACAUUCAGCCUCCUGGAAUGGUCCCUCCAGCCACAUGUUGAAGCGGCUUGGAGGGAGUUGGCUAGCCAGCACGACCUUGUCCUGAACCCCUUUGACGACCAUUACCGCGCUCGCAUCUUUUCCUUUUCCGACUCGGCCGUCAUCGGCGACGCUCCCAUGACCACGAGCGUGCGCAAGGCCCGGGAGAUGGGCUUUUUUGGCACGGUCGACUCGUACCAUUCUAUUUUUAACUCGUUCUGUGAUCUGGCAAAGUUGAAGCUCAUCCCAGCUCCAGCUGUGGACGAUUUUGUGGCUUGA
Chaetomium globosum CBS 148.51 is the source of this 2550-nucleotide messenger RNA. RefSeq lists its product as uncharacterized. NCBI's taxonomy places the organism in Eukaryota, Fungi, Ascomycota, Sordariomycetes, Sordariales, Chaetomiaceae. The coding region runs from base 1 to 2550 and encodes 849 amino acids. The transcript has 6 exons. The record is from RefSeq and is a predicted model, not a curated record.